CCGGAAGUGACGCACUAUAAACAAUAUGGUGGAAUAAAUAUUUUUGUUUCAAGUUGAAUGAAAAUGCAAGUUGUAACAAGACGAUUAUGACUUUUGCUAAUUUUUCAGUAAUUGGAAGAGAUACUGUGCAAAGACUUUCCAUCAGAUAAGAAGACAACAUAAUAAUUCCCAUGGAAAAUCCUGAAGAAAUACUACCUGAAAUUUUAGCAACAUUGUUUACAACAUCCUCACCUGCUACUGAACUCGAGUCACUUAAGCUAAUUCAUAAACAGUUGCGUUCCCUGUCUUCAAUUAAUAACAGAAAUGCUUCAGACUUUGAUCUUAAAUUUACUUUGUCUUCACUGGAAGGAAAUCCAUACCAAGAUGUUGGUAUUGAAGUAUUAUGUAAAACGCAAAAUUUACUGAACAAAUUUACAUGCUACUUGUUAGAGCGGAGGUUUGGUUGGUCAGAGUCCAAUCAAGAAACUGGAGGACGUCGUGUUAGAAGAAUGUCAUGUACCGGAGUUACCCUAGAAGCUAGUGAUGGACAACAGAAAGCUUUUAUCAAUGAUCUUAUAGACAGUUUGAUUCAAUGGUUGAUACAUCAGAAAAUCACAGAAUCACUUUUAAAGUCUUUUGAACACACAUUGAAGCAAGUAACCAACAUGCCUGUUGUUAGAAACAGAGCUGUGGUUCACAUUAUGGAUUGGUUAAAAGAAAACAGGGAGAAUCUCAAAACAUGUUUAUCCUGUGCCACAAUAUUGGUGUUAAUAAAGAUGUCAUUAACAGAUGUGUGGUCAGCUAUCAGAAAUUCUUGUUCUAAACAGUUGGGUCACAUUACACCUUACCUGCCACUCCAGUACCAAGAAGAACUCUUUAAUCAGCUUGUCACAAUCUGUAAGUGUCCCAAAAGUUCCUGGCAAGCCAAAGAAGGUGCAAUCAUGGGUAUAAAUGCUAUGGUACAUCACUACCAAGACAAAACAGAUGUCAACUUUGGAUUGGAGGAGGAAUACAAGAAAUGUCCGCCUCCAGAAUAUAUAUCUAGUCAAAUAAUUGAUGUGGUUUUUACACUCCUGUCCAACCCACAGCUUACCAUCAGAGAGAAUGCAGCUAAAGCUAUUUCAGGAUACAUAUCCUCUGCUGACAUGAAGGAAGCAUUGUCAACAUUUGAACAAGUACUGACACUACUGAGAAAUAAUGUCUUAGUUUCUGACCAAGUCCAUACAGUUAUGUUACCAAUAGAAUUGUUGGAUGACUAUGCAGCUGAAGGCUUCUUAAAUGUCAGUUUGUUUAUACUCAAAGUUUUGCCAUUGAAAGUACUGUUACCAAGAUGGCCUCAAUAUGUAUCAACAUUUCUCUUAUAUCUAUCUCAUCAGGCCUCCACAGUCAGGCAGGCAGCCAGUAAUAUAUUCAAAUAUCUUGUUGCAAAGAGCAGUCAUUGUGUUGUAUUAGUUAAACUGGUUCUUCAGUGUUUGAUCAAGGACUGGGAACCAGACAUAACACACCUAACUUUACCACAUGACCACCACCAUAGUAUGUUAUCUCAGGGAUCAACGAUACCUUCUGUAAACUCUGCAAAAGGUUUACCCUUGUUACAAGCUUGGGAAAGUAGAGAAGGGAGACUGUUUGCAUAUGAACUGAUUUUGAAGUAUUUGUUGAAAAACCACUGGCUUUAUACAUUUGGUCCUGCAGGUGCUGGGUAUAUUGAAAAGUAUCAAACUACAGAAACAGAGGCUGAUGGUAGAGGUGAUGGUAUAACAGGCAAUGGAUCACACAUGCUGUACAAGUCACACACCAUAGAUGCAGGACAAGAGAGUAUUACAAGGAAACUUCAGUAUUCUAAAUCAGAAAAAUCUAUGUUUUAUGGAUCUCAGCAUCAGAAUGGUACAGGGGAGAGGUCUCAUAGACAUACUCAUUCCUUGUCUGAGAGUUUAGAAUCUCCUUAUAAUGUUAAUGGGUCCAGUACGCCUGUGGAAUCCUCGUGUAAUCACGGGACAGAGGAAGUGUUUCAUAAUGGACCAAGCCAGCUUGAUACAACAUACUCAAUAUUGAUGCAAAUACAGGUGCUAGAAAGAUCAAAUAAAAAGAAAAAUCAAAAGAAUUGUCAGCAUUUUAUGCAUAGUACAUCAUUAGAGGAGGUGGAGAAAUUACUCAAAAAUAGUCAACAGAAUAAUUCUAAAAUUGAAGAACUCCUCAAAAAAGAUGUACAUGUAGUUGAUGUGGAUUUUCUCAGCAAUAUCUUAAUAACAAUUCUUCAUCAGACGUUACAGUGUAUGUCAGACAAUCAGUGGGAACUCAAACGGAUGUCUAAACAGGUUUUACCAUGUUUAGCAGAGGUGAUACGAUGGUAUGACAUCAAUAUUUUAGAGAAUAUAUGGAAAGCUUACUUGCCAAAGAAAACUUGCCUGUUGACAUAUGCUGCUUCUGUGAUGUUAAAGGAAUCAGUUGUGCAUUGUGUCAAGUUACUUCCCUUGUUACAGAAACCUCCUAAUGCAUGGCAGGACCAUGACAUGUGUAAACGAGUGAUAUCAAAAAUAGUCUCUAGUGUGACAGUGAAUAUACAGAGUUACCUCCCCUAUAUUGACAUAUUAUUACAACGACCAGUGUUUGACAGGUUAUCAGUGGUUUCUGCCAGCACUAUUAUAGCAGCUCACAGUUAUUUCAACAUUCCAAAUGACCAGAGAUUUAGUCAGAUAGCUACCUUGUUGUCUUUCUGGAAGUUACUGUUUUGUUUUUCUCACCCUAAUACUAGAAUUUCCAAAGAGUUAUUACAGGGAGCAGAUAUACGACUCUUCUCCUCACCUUUUGAAGGAUACCUCAGCUGUUGUCUGGUUAAACCAGAGACAAAACUACAGUGUGCCAAACAGGUUGAGAAGUUUUUUGUGACAGAAGUCCACCAUGGGAUCAAGCCAUUCCUUCUGAGUUUACCUGUAGAAAGUUCCUCACUUAUGUUACCUGUUAUAGCACAUUAUACUGGACUAUUUAUAGAUAAUAAUCACGUCUGUAAAACUAUGUGUGAUUGUUUGAAUUCCUUGGGUUCUAAGAUAACAGAUUUUGUGAGUGGUUUGACUGAUCAACAACAGAUGCAGGGUUGUCUAAAGUGUAUACAUCUGACACUGAAGGAACUAGCAGCUAUAAUUACAAUGAAGACUGCAGACCUACAUAUGGUACAAAAGAUUCUCUCAGCUUAUUUAGUCCUGUGUAAGGUCAUUAAUCCUACCAGACAUCUUAGGAUUAUACUGGUGGCUAUAUGUUCCAGAGUUAGUGAUAAUGUAUAUUUUAACAUGGAGCAUUCCCCACGACAGGAUGAUGACUUUAACCUGUUAUCCAAUGAUAUCCCGAUGUCUGGUAGUCCUGACUGUAUAGAUGAAUGGGACGGUGAAGAUACAGCUAUUAUGGCAAACAGUCCUGGCACAUUUCCUGAAUGUUUGACCUUGAACUUGAGUAAUAACAGUGGUAGUUUACCAUCAGGAAGACUCAGUGCCCUCAGUCAGCAUAGUGACAGGGGAGGUAAUAAAUCUCCAGCUAACAGUGAUAGUGAAGAUGAGAGUUCUGAUUGGGACAGCUGGGAUGAAGAACCCGAGGGACAUUCUGCAUUAAACGAAACCUUCUUUGAUUUUCUACAGAAACUGAAAAAGAUUUGCAGUUCAGGUUCAAAUGACAGUUUUACAUUAGAAGUAAAGAAAUUGGAAAGCAGAGAAAAGUCUUUAAUUAAAGGUUUACUGGAUUGGUAGAUGUAGGCUUAUCAUUGUUGUUAAUUUAAAAUAGGUUUACUACACUAAAUAUUUACUGGAUUAAAACCUAGUGAAUACUGAUCUAACAAAGACUGGAGAUUACUUGAUCAAAAAUAGCUAGUGAUUACUUGAUCAAAACAGAAUGAUGAUAAUUUGAUCAAAACAGCCAGUGAUUACUGGAUCAAACAUAACUGGUGAUAUAAACUAGAUCAAACAAAGGCUAAUGAUUCUUGAUCAAUCAAAGUCUUGUAAAAAAAUAGAUAAAACAAAGACUGGUGUUUAUA
Messenger RNA from Mytilus trossulus (common blue mussel), 3997 nucleotides. RefSeq lists its product as uncharacterized. The record is from RefSeq and is a predicted model, not a curated record. Lineage: Eukaryota; Metazoa; Mollusca; Bivalvia; Mytilida; Mytilidae. Bases 171 to 3713 code for a protein of 1180 amino acids. The transcript is spliced from 29 exons.